CAUCCUAUUAUCAACCAUUUCUUCUCCACCACUCUCCACUAUUUUCCACAAAUUUCAGUACACAAAGAAGGAAAGAAAGCAAAUCUUCCAUAGCCAAAAACUUAAAGAUGAGUCGACAAGUUGGAGUGCUAAACGCACUCGAUCUUGCAAAAACCCAAUGGUACCAUUUCACUGCAAUCAUCAUCGCUGGAAUGGGUUUCUUCACCGACGCUUACGAUCUCUUCUGUAUCUCCAUCGUCACUAAACUCCUCGGCCGAAUCUAUUACCAUAUUCCAAAUUCCCCCAAACCCGGCUCCCUCCCUCCCAACAUCGCUGCCGCCGUCAACGGCGUCGCCUUCUGCGGCACCCUUUCCGGCCAACUCUUCUUCGGCUGGCUCGGCGACAAGCUCGGCCGUAAAAAAGUCUACGGCAUUACCCUCAUUCUCAUGGUCGUUUGCUCCAUCGCCUCCGGCCUCUCCUUCAGCCACUCCUCAAAAUCCGUAAUUGCCACACUUUGUUUCUUUCGUUUCUGGCUCGGCUUUGGCAUUGGCGGCGACUACCCUCUCUCCGCCACCAUCAUGUCCGAAUACGCCAACAAAAAAACCCGCGGCGCAUUCAUCGCCGCUGUCUUUGCAAUGCAAGGGUUUGGAAUCUUAGGUGGAGGAAUCGUCGCUUUAAUCGUCUCUGCCGCUUUCAACAACCGCUUCCCAGCACCACCGUACAUGGACAAUCCCAACCGCCCCACCAUACCGGAGGCCGAUUAUGUAUGGCGAAUCGUUCUAAUGUUCGGCGCAAUUCCGGCCGCAUUAACAUAUUACUGGCGGAUGAAAAUGCCGGAGACGGCGAGAUACACUGCCUUAGUUGCUCAAAACGCAAAACAAGCAGCGGCGGAUAUGUCGAGAGUGCUGCAAGUUGAUCUCGAAUUAAACGACCACGAAAAGAAUUUCACGACAGAAUCACAUGAAAUUAAUCAAAACCGUUUCGGUUUAUUCUCACGCGAAUUCGCCAAACGCCAUGGACUCCAUUUAUUAGGGACCACCACCACAUGGUUUCUUUUAGACAUAGCCUUUUACAGUCAAAACCUCUUCCAGAAAGACAUUUUUACCGCCAUUGAAUGGCUUCCAUCGGCGGCGACAAUGAGCGAAUUAGAAGAAUGUUUCAAAAUCGCAAAAGCUCAGACAUUAAUCGCACUAUGCGGGACAGUUCCCGGUUACUGGUUCACGGUGGCGCUAAUUGAUUACUUGGGAAGAUUUUUCAUUCAAUUGAUGGGAUUUAUAAUGAUGACGAUCUUCAUGUUUGCUCUGGCGUUUCCUUACAAUCAUUGGAAGGAGAAGCCUCACAGAAUUGGGUUUGUUGUAAUGUAUUCGUUGACAUUUUUCUUUGCCAAUUUUGGGCCGAAUUCGACGACGUUUAUAGUGCCGGCGGAGAUAUUUCCGGCUAGGUUGAGGUCGACUUGUCAUGGGAUAUCGGCGGCGGCGGGGAAAGCAGGGGCGAUAGUGGGGGCGUUUGGGUUUUUGUAUGCGGCGCAGAGUAAGGAUCCGAAAUUGACGGAUCCGGGUUACCCGACGGGGAUCGGAGUAAAGAAUGCUUUGAUUUUGUUGGGAUGUGUGAAUUUUUGUGGAGCAUUGUUUACUUUGUUGGUGCCGGAAUCCAAAGGAAAGUCGUUGGAGGAGCUGACUGGGGAGAAUGAAGACGAGAACAUGAAUGGAAAUACAAAUAUAGUUAGGGAUGUAAAUGUUUAAUUGGGGAUUUUUGUACUGUAUAAAUAAUAAUGAAUAGAGAUUAUGAUGGAUUGUAAUAUACACAAAUGGGGGUGGUGUGUUAAGCUUAAAUCAAUCAGGUUGGUUUCGAUUUUA
This is a messenger RNA of Cucumis melo (muskmelon), 1835 nucleotides long. Its product is annotated as low affinity inorganic phosphate transporter 1-like. Gene Ontology annotation, cellular component: membrane. NCBI's taxonomy places the organism in Eukaryota, Viridiplantae, Streptophyta, Magnoliopsida, Cucurbitales, Cucurbitaceae. The record is from RefSeq and is a predicted model, not a curated record. Gene Ontology annotation, biological process: transmembrane transport; phosphate ion transport. The transcript is spliced from 2 exons. The coding region runs from base 108 to 1721 and encodes 537 amino acids. Gene Ontology annotation, molecular function: phosphate transmembrane transporter activity.